This is a messenger RNA of Acanthoscelides obtectus, 8089 nucleotides long. The record is from the annotation of a GenBank genome assembly. Lineage: Eukaryota; Metazoa; Arthropoda; Insecta; Coleoptera; Chrysomelidae.
CUUUUGAUUCAUUUUUAGCCUGUAACUUUAUGUCUGGCUAGGUCAAAAAUGCAAAAACACAUUUUCCACGUUCAAGGGGUGCAGUCAACCCCUUCGGCUGGUCCGAAGAAGAUUGGAUCUUUUUAAACUAUUUGUUCGUGGGAAGUGUAGAUUCAACAUACUUGACGCCAUUUUUUGUUUGUUUCAGGUGUUAUUCAUGAAUGAAAAUGCAUCCAACGAAUCCCGGUGCCGGAGCAUAACCUAACCUAGCAGCGGCGACGUGCGCGCCGGGUAGCGGCCGUGCGGCGAGUGGCGUGCGUGCGGUGCGCAUCGCGAGCGCGUGCGACGGACGUGACGUGCUGCUGUUAGUCCGUAACGUGCUGUGUGCUAGCCCCACAGUGUCGGUGCGGUGUGAUUUGGUGACGACGGUGUAUUAACACCGCAUGUGUUGUCUGUGACGCGUCGGCCUGCCGUCCAUGGACAAGCGCAAAAUGAUGCCCAAACGGCCGAGGUUCGAAACGCGCGCCCCCAUCUCGAAUGGACCAAUGCAGACGCGACCGUUGGUCGCGCUGCUCGACGGUAGGGACUGCUCCAUCGAGAUGCCCAUACUCAAGGAUGUUGCAACUGUCGCGUUUUGUGAUGCGCAGAGCACGUCCGAAAUACAUGAAAAGGUACUAAACGAAGCGGUGGGUGCAUUGAUGUGGCACACGAUAAUCCUGACAAAGGAGGACUUGGAGAAAUUCAAAACGUUGCGGAUCAUCGUGCGGAUCGGCAGCGGCGUGGACAACAUCGACGUAAAGGCAGCUGGAGAAUUGGGCAUCGCCGUUUGCAAUGUGCCUGGCUACGGUGUCGAGGAGGUCGCAGACACCACCAUGUGCCUCAUACUCAAUUUGUAUAGAAGGACCUAUUGGCUGGCGAAUAUGGUCCGCGAAGGGAAAAAAUUCACUGGUCCUGAGCAGGUGAGGGAGGCAGCAGCAGGUUGCGCUCGCAUUCGUGGUGACACCCUCGGCAUCGUCGGUUUGGGUCGCAUCGGCAGUGCGGUCGCAUUACGGGCGAAGGCGUUCGGCUUCAACGUCAUCUUCUACGACCCGUACUUGCCAGACGGCAUCGAGAAGUCGCUUGGGUUGACCAGGGUGUAUACACUGCAGGACCUCCUCUUCCAAUCCGACUGUGUCUCGCUACACUGUACGCUCAACGAGCACAACCACCACCUCAUCAAUGAGUACACGAUCAAGCAAAUGCGGCCAGGAGCGUUCCUGGUUAACACAGCACGCGGUGGAUUGGUAGACGAUGACGCGCUAGCGCAGGCGCUAAAACAGGGCCGGAUCAGGGCGGCUGCUUUGGACGUACAUGAGAACGAACCCUACAAUGUAUUCACUGGACCAUUGAAGGACGCCCCCAACGUACUUUGCACACCACAUGCCGCCUUUUACAGUGACGCUAGUGCCACCGAACUUAGGGAAAUGGCUGCCUCAGAGAUCAGGCGGGCAAUAAUGGGCCGGAUACCGGAGUGUCUACGCAACUGCGUGAACAAGGAGUACUUCAUGGGUCCGACGUCAGCGGCGGCAGCGGCGUCUGCGGCAGCUGCGGCGGCGAGCGCUGCAGCGGUGGUGGCGGCACAACAGGCGGCCGCGGUACAACAGGGGGGGUAUCCUGAAGUAUCCCCGGCGGGCGUGAACGGGGGCUACUACCAGGCUGCGGCCGCGGCGGCUGCAGCGGCGGCCGCCGCGUCGAACGCGGGUGGUACCGGCGGCGGCGGUGGCGGAGGCAGCGGUGGCGGGGGCGGCGCGCAACAAGCCGCCCACUCGACCACGCCUCACGAGGCCGCCCCUCCACAGCAACAACCGCCCUCCGGCCAACCGCCGCCUCCUACCUCCGCUGCCUCCGUAGCUGCUGCGGCGGCGGCAGCGGUGGCGCCUCCCCCGCCUCCGGUGCCACAGCCGCAGGUGCCACCGCAGCCGCACCAUCAACUAGUGAGUACCACUACUACCAUCGUUAAGUAAACGUGUCAGUACAGUUUAUUUAUUUUCCUUUUUAUUUUCUUGUUUCUUAUUCACCCAGGAAAAUUUAAACAUGAAAGCUGCAAACCGCAGAAUGAAAGAUAACAGAAAGUUUUGGCAAUCGCAAACACCACAUACCUAAAUGCUAAGUUCGCAUUUUUUGACAUUUUAUAUUGAAGAUUUCAUGAGGUGAAUCUUAACGUUUACUUACGCAGUAGUUGUGAAUGCCAAAACUGUGUAAUGGCAUGAAAGUUUGCGAAGAGUUUUGGUUUGACGGUUGCUUAAAAGUCCUAUAUAAUCUCGUGCCAGAGUCCUAUUCAAGGUGAAACGUGACAGAAGUAAGUUUUUUCCUAACAUACCUUUUUAUCCGCGCUAAAUGCCAUAUAGAUCUAAUCGAUUAAGUAUAAAUAACUUGAGAUCAUGAUUACACAUAUUCGACUAAAAGUUUCCCCUUGCUCGUUUUAUAUCUGAAGAAUGGCUCAUUGUAUAAAAUACAGGGAUGCUGGCGACUCACUUUUUUCACUGUUUCCGGUCCAUCUCGCUUUUUCAUGUACAGGAUUCUCCCCAAGCCGAGCCAAUAUGCAUUACAUGUGAAAUUACUAGGGUUAGUUGAACUCUGCGUUCUAUAUAUAUAUAUAUAUAUAUAUAUAUAUAUCUUGUCUUCUAGUCAUUUUAUACUAUAAUGUGUGUAGGUUGGCUCUUGUUGUGGGCUUCGUGUGUGAUUUUUUCCCUCUCCAUCUUUGUUUCCUCAGGUUACAUCCGUAUACGGACGUAUGAGCAUGUGUAUCUACUGUUGUAGUUGCAUAUGUGCAUUCAUUUCGGGCCUGAAAAAGCCAACCUAUCCUAUUUUCUGCUCGAAUCCACUUUCCUUCUUUUUGCGAAUUUUUGCCCAUUACUUUCCUAUUUUUUGUUAUAUAUAUAUAUAUAUAUAUAUUACAUAUACAGGGUGUUUCACAACUUAUCCGACAAAUUUUAACCACAUAUGUACUGUUAAGAAAGUGGGUGAUCUGAAUGAAGAACGGACGAUUUUUGUCAAGUUAAAUAUGAAAGUAUUUUGCGAGUUAAUGUUUUUAGUUAUUUAUUAAUAAAAAUGGGAAAUAUGUACAGUAAUGAGGAGUUAGUGGACAUUGUUUUAGCGUAUGGAGAAACACGGCAAAAUUCGCGACCGGCUGCUCGUUUGUAUGCAUACCGAUUUCCGAAUAGGCACAUACCACAUCACGAAACAUUUAGUUCAAUUGUUUUACAUGCACGUAAAUAGAUCAGACGCGUCCGAGCUUGCAUUACAGUCAAUGGAAACAAUUUUGAACAGCUUUUAUAAGGAAACACGGAUACGAUCAGAUACGAUGAUGAUGAUGAUGAUAUUUGGGAAGGACUCAUUCCAUAUGUAAUAAUCAAUGAAUAAAAUUCUUAGGCCAGUAUAGAUUCUGUAAGAUAACAUUCCAUAAGUCAACCGAAAAUAGUGGACGAACCGAUAAGCAUCCAGGAGCCCGCGAGUCACCGCGCGCUGGGGCCGAAGCAGCCACUGUCGUCGGCGGGGCCCCAGGCGGAGCAGUCGGAGGCGGCGGUUCGCUAGCUGCCCCCGGAGGAGGGCCCCCACAAGCUACGGCACCCUCAUCGGCCGCGGCCCCCUUCCUCGUCGGGUUGCAGAGUGCUGCUAGCAGCGCGUGAACGGCGACAGGCCCAAACUAAUUGUAGAGUGUCUGAGGUGUAUACAUAUCGAGAAAGAAGCAUCCGUAGACAUGCCUAAAGGAGGUUGUUGCCUAGUAACGACGAACGCCGCACGUGCCAACAGAGUUAGAAAAGAUAUGCAUCUGAAUUUAACUCGCCACAUUUGUUUAUUUGGAGGGUAUAUUUUGUUGCUUUAAUGCAAAAGUAGCUUACUUCCACUAUUUCAAGAUUGCCCUAAAUUCAAAAUAUGUGGAACAGAGUUAGUCUCUGUCCUAUUUCCGGUAUUGUUUGUGUCGGUAAGUAACGCCAGACUAUUCUGAGUCCUUUUAAGGAAAAGGCUGCAAAUCUGUAACGCAAAUCUAGCUUAUAUAUGUUCCACUUAGGACCAUUCAUAUUUAUAGAAAAUACCUUUGCAUAAAAGUACUUUGUUGGAUUAAUCGCAGACUUGUUCGUUACUAAUACAAAGAUCGCUACCAUCAUAGAGCUCUUAACUUAUGAGGCUUGAUGCUUGAUGCUCCGCCUGUGACCUGAAAUACAUCUUGUGCAAACUACCAUGGCAGUGGGCCAGUUGUAACGCCAUCCACUGACCAAAAGAUUAAAAAAGUGCAUGUUAUUGUCUUACAAGAUUAUCAUGUAGAAUUGCAAGGACAUUUUAUACAAACUUAACCUGAAUAUUGUGAGAUGCUUUUAAAUAGAAGCGUAGUGGGGAAGUUAAUAAGUGGCAGGAUAGUGCUCUGUGAUACCUCCUGCUUUGUUGUGGCUGUCUUACACCAAAUAGGCUUUGAAUUGGUAGAUUAUCCACUGCCAUCUGACCACCAGUAAUUUCAUAAAAUUUAAAAAAACUUAAAGUAAUAAUUACGGGAACUUGUCAAGCACGCCAUAGUUGAUACUUGUGACAACGAAAUGUAUUUCAGUUGUACACAAUUUUCCGUUUUUUUUUUUCGGUUGUAGUAGUAUUGGUGUUAGAAGGGAUUAAGUAUAAAAAUGGAACAUAUAUUAUAAAUUGUGUGUAGCUUUACUGCAAGGUUGUCAGGGAGUUGGAGUAAGAGGAUCAAGCCUCGUAUAUUAUUUCUGCAAUGAAUGAGUGAUGCCACAUUCUAUCGUUUGCUGUAAAACAUGUGGAAACGCAUAAGAAGGGACACUAGUUCUGCAUUAAAGCGACGAUUUAGAGCAUUUAAAAAUAUCGAAAUGCACAAAGGAAUGAGAGAGAAAGAGGCUUUUCAGUGUCUAUGGUCACUGGUACAUAGGUUACCUAGCGGGGCCUUUUGCGCCUCUAUGCUGCUGGUUCCCCAAACUAGCCAUUUUAGUGCGUCAUUUGUUAGUAUGAAUAAAGGCAAGCGCACUGGGGCGUUUUUCUAACUGCAAUUCACGCAGUUUGAAACGCACACGGCAGAAAACCACGAUGCGGCCAGGUGCAUAAGUCAUGUGGUUCCUGAAUUUAGACCUAGUAUAGUCGGUCUGUGGUCCACGAAAGGGUCACUGCGACUCUAAAUAUUCUAUAUAUUAAUCCUCUGCACGACAGUGAAGGAAUAUUACCAUCCUCAUUAUUUCUAUGUGGUAUCGGAAUAGUUUCUAGUCACACAUCUAUGUUUUAUAGGCGAUGUGUGAGAUGUAGUGUUAUACAUCAUACAUUUGCUUGGAUCUGUGGAAAGUUAAAUUCAUGUGAAUGAAGAUCGCAUGAAAGCAGUUUUUGUAAAAGAUAGGUAUUGCGUAAGCUGUGUCAUUUAGGCAUAUUUUGUUCACUUAGAUAACUUUCAGGUUUCUCGUCAGUGAUUUGUUUCAGUUGCCUGUGGUCAUAACAGGUUUGCUUUGUUUACAGUUCAUUCAUGUCCUUGCGGUGAGUAUUAUAGCGUUGACAUAUUUGUCUUACAGAGCCGCUUUCCAGUGCUUUUGGAUUGAGAGUUGAAUGCGUGAUGUUCCCAAACUGCUGUAGCAAACGUGCACGGGAACGCAACGAGAAAAACCCAACAUGUUUUUGUUUUUUUUUUUGCUUUGACGUUGACAGUUUUGUGAGCAUACGGCCAGACUAACAAUGAAAAUGCGAAACGUAUUUUCAGAAGCAUUGUGGUGCUUUGAAAAUGAUGGCGUAACACGUCAGAGGUCAACAUUUUUAUGUAAUGCUUAUGUGUAAAUGUGUCGAAUUCAUGUUAGUGUAGACAUUCAACAUUAUUUUCAAAGUGUCUAGUUAUAGAUGAAGCCAACUUCAUCUUCAGCCUUCUUGUGCCGUCUUGUGAUAUUCGUUAUUCAGGAACAUCCCAAAUGUAUGUUGUGACUCUGGGUCCAUACAUUAUCAAUUUUUUACCAUCCUCCAAUGCAAAAAAAACAAAAACGGUGAUAAAACAUAACUAACAAGCUUGACACAUUGUCAUUGUCAUUAUCCCCACUAUUUCAGAGCGUAUAACACGGUAUAAAAAACUAGUGCAUAAGCGGGCAGGGGAUUUUAAAAAUGAAUAGCUCAGGUGCAUGACACUCUAGAGCAGUGGAACGGUAUUGCCAGGUAUUUGGCAGUACUCCGAGUAACACAAAUGAGGCACUGGAAAACGGCUCUGAUUUUGAUACUACAAUUUGAUUGGUUCAAGAGUGAACAACAGUUUACUGAACAUUUCUAUAAGACAUUUAUUAUAAAAGUAUAUAGCAGUAACCAUGUAUACCGUAUGGAGAAUUUAUUUCAUGCGAUCUUUUCAGCAUAGCAGAUUUCUGUAGGAGAAAAAGGUGUAUUUCCGGAUGUCAUCAAUUUCCACAGAAUACUUUCUGAAAAUAUUUGUAGACUGUUUGAUAAAUGUGACGAAAGUUCCUCGUAUUCAUGAGGAAAUUUGCAAUGUCCAGUUGCUACCCUACAUAAUCUUAAAAUAGGGUCUGUUUCUAUACAGUUGUUUAGUAUAUGUAUCCGUUUUCAGAUAAGGCAUUUUUAUCUUGGAGAGAUUUUGUUUGUAUAGCAAAAUAUUAGUCUGAUUUUUAGAAAAAAUAUUAUAUUUCGUUGAUCGGACGUUGAUAUCAGGUAUACCAAUAUUCAUCUAAAUAUAAGUAAGACUACAGAUCUAUAUAAAAACAGGCCCCACAGCUCGUCAUACGGUCAAUUUCAUCAAACACUCCGCUCCUGAUAACAUUAGAUAAAUUGUUAGCAAUAAUAAAUUUUGAUUGACAGAUUGGCGUAAAUAGAUCUAUACGUUUGUAUAAAUAUAUAUAUAUAUAUUAUUAUUUUAAUGAGCGUGUCGUCUUACGAUUCAUAUAGAUACAUUGAAGUUUAAGAUGGCUUAAGCAGUAUUUCCUAAUAUUAGCGCUCAUCCUUUAUUAUGCCAUCUUUAAGCUGUCAUUGGCAAUAACCUCCUUUUACAUGUUCAUUCAUUGUGGAAAAGGAUUUACAUUUUUUAUAUAUAGACAUCACAAGUUUUUUUAAAUACCACACAUUCGGCAAAAAAUUCUAAAUGAAAUGAAGCAUUGCUUGCUUCUCUUAAAAAUAUAUAUUUUGGUUUUACUAAACGAACAUUAGAUAAACGUUCUGUAUAUAAUGAAUACAUGUGAUUUUCGUUUUGUAUGGCUGAAGAGACAUUUCAAAAUUUGCCGAAUGCGUGAUAACUACUGUAAAAAAUAUUUAGUAUAUUUUUACCGCUCUUUUUCCAACUUUUUUAAGUAGUUUGAUUAUUUGGCGACAUUGUACAUCCUUGUUUUUAAAAGUCGUAUGCGGAAUUGCCUAAAAUGUUGAAUGGACAUUUUUUAAGUGUAAUAGGUUUAAAACAAAUUUGAUGCUAGAUUUUUAGUUAUACAUCCUUUAUGAGUAAGUGCAUUAUUAUUUGUGAGUAAAACAAUCACUGUUGUGAAUUUUUUAUGUAAACAGUUUUAAGCUACCAGAAUAAAAUUUUUAUUUUUUGGUUUUUUGAGAAAAAUAAAUGCUAAAGAAUAUGAUGUGUAUAAAUUUGGUUUAUUUAGGAGAAAUGCAUUGUAUGAACGAGUACAUAGCCCAACGUUUAUGUUAAAAUCUAGAUGAAUACACAAGUUACUAUUAGAUACGAGUAUAUACUGAAUGGACUUUAAAAAUCUACCAGUGAAGGACAAAGUGGACUUAAAACAAUUUUUAUGGUGAAGUGCGGUAUUUGUAGAAUAAAAUAGUGAUAUUUGUGACUAAUUUCAGUGAUUUAUUUUACCAUCCGCUUCGACUGUCAUGUAUUUUCAUUUUUCUGACGCUGAACAUUCCAAACACACAUUUUGAAAAUUACAGAUAUGUAUAUGUAAAAACAGUUGUGUGCUAUUUGCUCAGUAUAUUUUUGUAAACAAGUUUCUAGAGCAAAUAAAAUAUAGAAAAUGGUUCACCAACAGCAUCCUUUAAAUUAGCAGCUUCUAUUGAAAAUAUGUGACAAGAUACAAAUAGAACAAGCAUGUGAAAAAUUUGAAUUGUAGGGCUAUUGGACUUCCACAAAAUUUUCAAAUAAAUAUCUCGUAAAAAA